This is a messenger RNA of Pieris napi, 1528 nucleotides long. Its product is annotated as methylosome protein 50-like. Gene Ontology annotation, biological process: oocyte axis specification. NCBI's taxonomy places the organism in Eukaryota, Metazoa, Arthropoda, Insecta, Lepidoptera, Pieridae. The record is from RefSeq and is a predicted model, not a curated record. Bases 280 to 1275 code for a protein of 331 amino acids. Gene Ontology annotation, molecular function: protein binding. The transcript has 6 exons. Gene Ontology annotation, cellular component: methylosome.
CCAAUCAAAGUUAUUACUUAUUAGUUAUCUUUGAAACAUACAUUUCAAAUAUUUCCGCUUUCUGAAAAACUUCAAACAAACUGAAUAUUAUUUCAACAAAUAUUACAGAUUAUUUGUAGUCCAGGUACUAGAUGAGUACUUUACAAAUAGAUAAUAUUAUAAAUCUUUAAUAACACAAUCUAAUAACAAUUAAAUAAAAAUAACCUCCAAAGUAUCGGUUUUCGGUAUUUAUUUUGCCAAGUUAUUGCUGCUUGUACACCGCCUAGCAACGACUUUAAGAUGGAACCAAGUAAUAGACUUAUUCCUCCUCAUCUAAAUGCCGAGACAUAUAGAAUGGAGACCUCUGGAACAUACACACAUGCUUACUUGGAUUUUGUCCGUGUUCAUAAAGAUGGACAUAUAUUAGUAGGUUGUUCAGAACUGACUGGUCGAUAUUGGAAUGGAGGUGCUUGUAUUUUACCAAAUGAUCAGGAAAGUGAUUUUCAAAAGACAAAUUUCAAGCGUGACAUAAACUUGGCAAGUACAACUGCUGAUGGUUGCUUCUCAGGAAGCUCAGACAAGGUUAUAUUAUGUGAAGAUACAGGUGCAAUAAGUAUUUGGUCAAAGAGUGAAGAUGCAUGGUCAACUUGGAAAGAAGAUUUAUCAGUAGCAGAACAUGAUGGCCCAGCACUUGUUAUAGAAUGUCUUGAUUCCGAUAGGCUGUAUGUGUCAGCUGGUGGGGAUGGUAAUGUGAAGGUAUGGGACAUUCGGGACAAUAUGAUAUGUUUACGUAACUACAAUUCAGCACAUAGCAUGCAAGUUAAUACUAUUGGAGUGAAGCCAAUGUCACAAAAACAUUUUGUAACUGGUUCCCUAGACGGCUUUAUUUCGGUGUGGGAUGAACACACAAACAAGCCUGUUUAUGAUGUUAUUGAAAACAACUGUGGGGUUCGAUGUCUCCUGUGGAUCGAAGAAAAUAAAUUAUUAUUUGGAGAUGAAUCUGGUCAACUCUCUCUAAUUGAUCUAAGGGAUUCUAAAAAUGCAAUAAAGUUACAUGAAUUUCCUGCACCUGUUCAUAGAAUUGCUUUUAAUCCGAGAUCAAGUAACAUUGCAGUUUGCUGUGAUAACCAAAUACUUUCAGUGUUUCAUAUUGAUGGUGAAAAACUCAAUCUUGUGUAUGAGCGUAAAGCGCAUCAAGAUUGUAUAAGGGGUCUGGCUUGGGAUGAAUCUGAGCCCAAUGUAUUACACACUGUAGGGUGGGAUGGUGAACUUAAAAAACAUAUUAUUAAUGAAUAAAAUUCCCAUUUAAUUUUUUAAAAUAAAUACACGUUUGUUGACCUGAUUUUAUAUGCCGAGCCAAAAUUUGUCUUUCGUUUAACUGAAUAAAAGAAAAUUUCAAUGUUUUUCUGUGAUUGAAUUCAUAAUAACACUUGAUUCAAUUGCAAACAUAGAUGUAUAUCAGAAUUUUCUUAGUAAAAAGUUUUCUACAUGUUAUUCAAUAAAAUUGUGUUCUUUGCAUUAGUUUUAAGAAAAAUAUUUUCCCACCAAA